Molossus molossus (Pallas's mastiff bat) is the source of this 3702-nucleotide messenger RNA. It is a transcript of the gene TNFAIP1, whose product is annotated as TNF alpha induced protein 1. The transcript has 7 exons. Gene Ontology annotation, cellular component: Cul3-RING ubiquitin ligase complex. Gene Ontology annotation, biological process: negative regulation of Rho protein signal transduction; protein homooligomerization; protein ubiquitination. NCBI's taxonomy places the organism in Eukaryota, Metazoa, Chordata, Mammalia, Chiroptera, Molossidae. Gene Ontology annotation, molecular function: ubiquitin-protein transferase activity; protein binding. The record is from RefSeq and is a predicted model, not a curated record. Bases 218 to 1168 code for a protein of 316 amino acids.
GUGAUUUCACUGCCGCGGAUCGCUGUCCGGCGGGUGGCCGCAGCCUAGGGCGGUACGUGUGUCGGCCUGCAACCCACCUGACAGGAGAGGCGCUGCCGGGGACGCCUUGAGAGUAUGAGGCUCUGGCCCCCACAGGCCACUCACUCGUGAUCCUUCCACCACGGCGGAACCUUCCAAGCCCACCUCCUGCCGUGUGGUGAUCUACCUGAAGCGGGAGAUGUCAGGGGAUACCUGUCUCUGCCCAGCCUCAGGAGCCAAACCCAAGCUAAGCGGCUUCAAGGGAGGAAGCCUGGGCAACAAGUACGUCCAGCUCAAUGUGGGCGGUUCCCUGUUCUACACCACUGUGCGGGCACUCACCCGGCACGACACCAUGCUCAAGGCCAUGUUCAGCGGGCGCAUGGAGGUGCUGACUGACAAAGAAGGCUGGAUCCUCAUAGACCGAUGUGGAAAGCACUUUGGCACCAUUUUGAAUUACCUCCGUGAUGACACCAUCAUCCUCCCUCAGAACCGUCAAGAAAUCAAGGAAUUGAUGGCUGAAGCGAAAUAUUACCUCAUCCAGGGCCUGGUGAAUAUGUGCCAGACCGCCCUGCAGGACAAGAAGGAUUCCUACCAGCCUGUGUGCAACAUCCCCAUCAUCACGUCCCUGAAGGAGGAGGAGAGGCUCAUCGAAUCUUCCACCAAGCCCGUGGUGAAGCUGCUGUACAACAGAAGCAACAACAAGUAUUCCUACACCAGCAACUCGGAUGACCACCUACUGAAAAACAUCGAGCUGUUUGACAAGCUCUCCUUGCGUUUCAACGGUCGUGUGCUCUUCAUCAAGGACGUCAUCGGCGAUGAGAUCUGCUGCUGGUCAUUCUAUGGCCAGGGCCGUAAGCUGGCAGAGGUGUGCUGCACCUCCAUUGUGUAUGCCACAGAGAAGAAGCAGACCAAGGUGGAAUUUCCAGAGGCCCGAAUCUAUGAGGAGACACUCAACGUCUUACUCUAUGAGACCCCCCGAGUUCCUGACAACUCCCUGUUGGAAGCCACAAGCCGUAGCCAUCGCCAGGCUUCCCCCAGUGAAGAUGAAGAGACCUUUGAACUGCGGGACCGCGUCCGCCGCAUCCAUGUCAAGCGCUAUAGCACUUAUGAUGACCGGCAGCUCGGCCACCAGUCUGCCCAUCGCGACUGACAAGACCCUCAGGGAGUCAGGGCAUGGGACACCCUAUCUCCCCUCCUAUGGAAUUCUGCCACCUUGGCCACCCCCCACAGCUGCUGGCUGGGUCUCUGCUCCAGCACCCAGAGGCAUGACAGACCCUGCCUGGGAGGUCAGAGGGCUUGAGGAGGGGAGGGACUACAUUCCUUUGCCCUGUUCCCUGAGCACUUCAAGAUGACUGAGUCCUGGUCCCUUUGCUCAGCGGCUCCCUUCCUGCCCUACAGGGAGCUGCUUUGGCCCCAGGGUGAAUUAAUCUGCCCACCUCCUGCUAAGAACAUUCCCCUUGGCCCUGCUGAACGCCCCUUUGCCCUACUGAAGGGCUACUUUUAGGCCUCAGCUGAGGCCCAUGGGAGUGGGGUCAUUCAGUGGAGAAGGUGGCUGCUGGUGCUGUGGAGACCCACUCUCUUGGAAGGUGGGGUUCCUUUUCUCCUAAGGUGUUUAAGCACAAGCCUGAUGAGGUUUUUGUUUUUUUAAUAAUCUAGGAAAUGAAUAGUUAUAAGUCUAAUAGUGAGGGGACUGGGUAUUCCUGCUACCCCUGUAGGAUGCCAAGACCCUGGGUAAGGCAGAACCCUGGGCCCAUCUCGAUACCUUUGGGAUCUAUUUCUUUAAAGCACUUUGUACUUUUGUUGAGGAGAUUGUAUUCUUCCUUGACCCAUGUUGUCUUUUUCUAACCCUAAUUCCCUCCUUCCCUUCAGAAUCAAUCUGAGGGAGGAGAUAGAAGAAGCAAUAAAAACACUGACCAGUUUUGGCUUUGCCAGGCUGGCCAAGCAGCCUGCCCAGAGAGCACUGAGGGAGGAUAUGUAAGUUGGGACUUGUGGUCCUAAUAACACCCUUCUGAGAAAGGACAUUUUACCCCAACAUCUUAAGAAUCAUAUAACUGAUUCCUAGGGUCUAACAAUUGUUUCUUUUUCUUGCCCUCAGUUCCACAGAAUGAUGUCCUUACUGUAGAGCCAAAGAGCCAUUUUAAGGGUCAGGAGCAUGAGCCACAGCAGGAACGCUGUGGUCAUGGCCACUGGACCUAGAGUCCUACAUUCUCCACAGUCCUGUCCAGAGAUGGAGUGUGCUUGGCCAUACAUCCCACCUCCCCCCACGCAUGCUAUUGGUUUUGUGUCCUGGUUGGGCAUUGUGGUUCUUUCCAGGGUGAGUCUCUAAACACAGGACAAUGUGAGCAGCCUAAGCCCCUUGAAAGGUUUCUUCGUUUCUUUCUUGUUGGGUAAUUUGGCCAUAGAGAUGCCAAGCACCAGCCCUUGGGCAAAGAUGCAAGUUCCUCUUUAGGGCUUUGGUUUUCAUUUUGUUUGGCUAGGCCCUAGAAGACUGGUUAUCUGAAUUAUUUUUCAAAGGAAUGCCACCAGGAAGGGAAUGUUCAGCCAGCCUAAUGAAUAAAGCAGCAUAGCCACUUAGCAAGUUCAUCUCUUAACUACUCUUACAAUAAGCCCCUAAGUGGCUAUUCAUGGCUGAUUCCACAGAGCCCAUGGGCAAAUGCCAAGCCAGGGUUAGCGGACAUUCAACAAGGACCUGAAAUGACAUGAUGGGUCAAAGGAAUUGUGAGUCUAAUCAGGUAUUUUACAACUUGUCACAGUCUUGAAUGUAUAGACUUUCAGGUGAGGUGCUGUGGUGAUCAGCUACAAACAGUUCUCCAGCCUGGGAUGAAGACAAAUCCAUUUCUUUGGCCAGAUUCUGGCUUUGGCUUUGUGCCUUUCUCACAGAGCCUGGAAUAAUUCUGAGGCUACUGGCCUACUUCCUCAGCUGUCCUCCUGAAGUCCUUUAAUACUCAAAGUCCCAGCUCCCCACUGAAGUAUUUUAAGGAUUAUCCUUUGACCUUCACAGCUCCUGUAGCCUCUUACUGCUUUGACAUUCAGAUCCUCUGCUGUCUCCAUGGUGACUUUCUUCUUGAGAAAGCACAAUAGUCUGGAACUCAAGACACUUUCUCUGAUUGAAAAUAUCUCCUUGUUUUUAAGAAAAAUACUAACAUUGAGUUCACUGAAGUAAUCUUAGCUUUUUAAAUCAGACUUUGUGGUGUGAAGGCUUAGAGGAUUUUGUUUCACAGCUCCAUCAAAAAGCAACUCUUGGUCAUAGGAAUUUUUCAACUCCAAGCAGCUCAAGAGAAAAGUAAACAAAAAGCGUGGGUGAAGGUCAGCCCUUCUCAUCAGUUUCUCAGAAAACUAGAAGCCCACUGCUAAGGACACAUACCAGUAUUGGGUUUAUUCAGUUUGUUGUCUGACCAAGGUCUGCCUUAUGGAUAGCACUGGUCCUGGCAUGAAGGAACUUCUUUAUCACACAACUACAAAACUUUGUUGUUCAGCAUAGGUGAUGGAAACAAACACUAAUUUCUAAUAAAAGUAUGUUACACUGCAGUGGUACAGAGCCGUGCUUACAGUGAGUGAGUAUAGCUUGGUCAGCUUGCUGCUAUGGAUGUAGUUCUUGUAUUUGUGUUCACCACCCCACCUUGUGUUCUUAGGUCGUUAAGUCCAGUUGGCCCUCAAUUCUGCAACCCAGGCUCCCCCUGGUGG